AUGGCGGAGCCCCGGCCCGGUUCCCACACCCCCCAAGUCCCCUGCACUGGCCGGCUUCCGGGGCGGGUGGAAAGGAGCCACAAGCACCGCGGUUGUCCCAGCCCCGCCGGCGCUCACACCACAAUUGUGGGAGCCGCCAUCUUGAGACCGUCCCGCUUCCCCGCCCAGCGCUUAGUGCAGCCUCCGCUCCCGAAACAGCCUCGACACUCGAGCCGCUCCAAAGAGCCAGAGUUAGGCCCCGAAGUGGCAACUGUACGGCAGAAGGAGCGUGGAGGCCACCCCGAGUCCUACCCGGGGCUCCAUGUGAAGCCCGAGUCCAGGCAGGCCCUCUUCCAUGGGGCUGUGGCCAGCUGCUUCUGCAUGGCCACCGUCUACACGGUGUUCAAUGGCAUCUUCGUCCAAGUGGGCUAUGAACACCAUGCCGAAGCCCGCAUAGCCAGCCUCCCCGCCUUCCUGGCCAUGCCCUUCAACUUUAACUUGGCCUGCGUCCUCCUGGGGGUGUACUGGCUACAGAGAAAUGCUAGGGUCCCAGGACGCCCCAUGGAGGCGCAGAGGGCUCGCUACCUGAAGGAUAUCUUUGCUGGCAUGGCCCUGGUCUAUGGCCUGGUUCGGUGGCUGCGGAUUGCGACGCAGUUGCUUGACCAGUGGCUCACCUUGCCCAUCUUUGCAUGGCUGGUGGCCUGGCGCCUCUCCCUAGACGGGUCGGGGUUGUUCCUUGCCAUCAAGUGUCUCUCCCUGGGCAGUUACGGCCUCGCCCUGCUGCACCCCUGUGGGUUUGAGGUUGCGCUGGGCGCCCACAUCGCAGCUGCCGUGGGCCACGCCCUGCGCCAUAGGCGCUACGGCACUGUCUCCUCGGGAGUCUCCUUGGCUCCGGGCGCGCUCUCCUGCUUGGGCUGUGUGGGCCUCGAGCUGUGUGACCAUCAGCUCGCGCGGUGGCAUCUCUUCCAGUGGCUCAAAGCCUGUGAUGUGCUCCAGUUCCACUUUGCAUUCUUGUUUCUGACAAAUUUAAACACUUGCCGAAGCCCUCCUCCUGAGGGGAAGGUACAUUAAAGUGUGGAAAGAAAAAACUUAAAAAAAGAAGA
This is a messenger RNA of Leptonychotes weddellii (Weddell seal), 1082 nucleotides long. The record is from RefSeq and is a predicted model, not a curated record. NCBI's taxonomy places the organism in Eukaryota, Metazoa, Chordata, Mammalia, Carnivora, Phocidae.